Nilaparvata lugens (brown planthopper) is the source of this 10608-nucleotide messenger RNA. It is a transcript of the gene PlexB, whose product is annotated as plexin-B-like. The transcript has 22 exons. The record is from RefSeq and is a predicted model, not a curated record. Gene Ontology annotation, biological process: regulation of GTPase activity; negative regulation of cell adhesion; regulation of cell shape. The coding region runs from base 772 to 6516 and encodes 1914 amino acids. Lineage: Eukaryota; Metazoa; Arthropoda; Insecta; Hemiptera; Delphacidae. Gene Ontology annotation, molecular function: protein binding; semaphorin receptor activity. Gene Ontology annotation, cellular component: semaphorin receptor complex.
UUUGACUGGCAGGCAGUGUUGGAUUGGUCAAGAUGGCGGUCGUUUUCUUUGGACCUCGGACGAAUAUUGAAUAGCAAGUUUUCAAGUGGUUUGUGUUCAAAAGUUUAGGAUUCAAACGCAUUUAUGUUGUAUAUCUGAUCCAUUGAUUCAAUUAUUGAAAUUGGACAUUGUUUUGUGAAAAACAUUUAUAUCGCGAGCUAAUUUCAUUAAAUCACAUUAGUACUUUAGGCCUAAUAAUCUACGUAUCAUCCACUAUAAAAUUCGUCCUAGAAACCAUCUAAAUGAAUAUAAAAUAUAGUGAAAACAUUUUUAAUUUUCAAUUUUGAAUUCUUUUUACAUUAUAUUAUUCAUCAGUUGUGCGUUGUCUAUGAUGAAAGUAGAUCGUGAAGUAAUUGAACAUUAUGGACAUGGAACAGUGCGUCAAUAAAGAAUUCUGUGUUUACAAGUGAAUACUAGGCCUACGACUGAAAUAGUACUUCAAUGAUGAAUUUAGGCUUUUUUAGUGUCGUUGUCAAUGUUUCUUGUAUUGAUGAAAUGUUUUAGCAUUAGGAAUGGCUUUAGACUUGUUUACAAAACAUUUUUUUACUUUAACUCGUCUUCAUUUCAAGUGGACUUUACUAUUUGAAUUUUAUUGUGUGACCAGUCUUUCAAAAAUAUUGAGUCAAAUAUUAAUUAGUUAAUUGUGGGCCUUAUGCAUUGGCCAGAGGCCCUUUAAGGCCUGGCCUUAACAGGCCUUUAUUGGUGCGGAGAUGAGCUGGUAGAAGGCACAGAAUGGGCCCUGCACUGGUCACUUGCACUGCACUGCUGCUUGUGAUUGGAGCCGGGGGCAGCGCAAUAGUAUCCCGGUUCCCGGGAAGCGGGAGCAGUGGGGGUGAAUGCGGCUCAACCAGCACACGGCUGCGACUCAACCAUCUAGCCGUCGACAAGCAGACGGGCAAGGUGUUAGUAGGAGGUGUGAACAGGCUCAUCCAGCUAGACGCUUCACUGCACCUGGAGCAGUGCGUUCUGACAGGCCCCAAGCAAGACAGCGUGCUCUGCCACGCCAGGGGUUGCGACUCACCUGACAUCGAGAAGUCGUCCACUGACAACAUCAACAAGGUGCUGGUGAUUGAUGGCGAGUCGCGUAUCGUCAUCGCCUGUGGCUCGGUCCUGCAGGGCGCUUGUGAGAAGUACAAGGUGGACAACAUCUCGCUGUCCAGUCAGUUGUUGCCUGUCAGUGUGGCUGCUAACGACCCCUCCUCUUCCACUUAUGCCUUCAUUGGGCCUGAGGACUACAGUGGUUGGCGGCCGUCCAAUGUGCUGUAUGUGGGCACCACGUUCACCCGUAAUGGCGAGUAUCGACACGAUGUGCCUGCUAUUGCCAGUCGCAGCCUCUACAACUUAGACAUUGCCGAGUACUCGUUCUCAAAGCAGUCGUUGCUGCGUAUUGAUGUGAAGUACCGUGAUCACUUCUUGGUGGAGUACGUGUAUGGCUUCAACUCGAGUGACUUUGCCUACUUUGUUGUUGUGCAGAAGCGUUCGCAUUUGCCCGGUCAGGAGGAGCUUGGAUAUGUGACUCGGUUGGCUCGGGUGUGCAUAGAUGAUGCCAACUAUGACAGCUACACCGAGGUGACGUUACAGUGUACAAUGAGUGGCAGUGAUUACAAUCUAAUCCAGGAUGCUCAAUUGGCCAAGGCUGGAGCUGACCUUGCUGCCAGCCUGGCUGUGGAUGCUGACGACUAUGUUCUGGCAGGUAGCUUUUCACCGAGCCGUGGCAUCACUGAUGAGCCGCAGUCCGAGUCUGCGCUCUGUAUCUUCAGCAUGGAUGAUAUCGAAGCCAAGUUCAACGAAAACAUCCAUAUGUGUUUCAAUGGCAGCACCAAAUACCGUAACAUGGGAUAUGUUUCUGGGCCUAUUCUUAAUGGAGAUUGUCCUACAGCUGGCAGUACUGGAAAUAUUUUAAACUUCUGUGAAGUUGGACUGAAGAUUUCUGGUGUAGCCCCCAUAAGUACAUCGUCAGCUAUAGACUUUCCCAACACGUUGGUAACGUCGGUUACUGUCACAACGACUGAAAGACAUACUGUGAUUUUCUUCGGAACAUCCACGGGUUAUUUGAAAAAGGUUUUAGUCACUACUGCCAAUUCAGCUAUUGAAUAUGAAGAAAUGUUAAUCGAUGAAGGGAACAAGGUUUUACCAGACACCGUGAUAGCUCCUAAUGGCGAGCACUUUUAUGCGCUCACAACUGCCAAGGUUUUGAAAGUAGCUGUUGAACAUUGUAGCAGCUACGGUAACUGUUCCGCCUGUUUGGAAUCAAAGGAUCCUUAUUGUGGGUGGUGCUCUUUGGAAAGGAGAUGUACCAUUAGGAGUGCAUGUCAGAAGGCUAGUCACAGUUCGCCAAGAUGGUUGUCCCUUGGAACUGGACAACAGUGCAUUGAUUUCGAACAGAUUCUGCCUGAUCGGAUACCUAUCAAUCAAAUGACCAUGGUUCAGUUGACAAUAAGAACGCUGCCGGAAUUACCGUUAGGUGCCAAGUACCGAUGUGUGUUCGGAGACGCAGAACCGAUCGACGCACAGCUGACCGCACAAGGCUUGUCGUGCGGCACCCCCGCCGUAGCAACGCGACCCGUCAUUCCAUCAGACGUAGACCAUGUGCUUGUGCCAUUGGCCGUGCGAUCGUCCGAGACCAACAAGGACUUUGUGUCACGCAACUUCGCCUACUAUGACUGCUCGGCGCACACCAAGUGCGCGGACUGUGUUCGAGCGCAAUGGGCGUGCAACUGGUGUGUCUACGAGAACAAGUGCACGUACAACACCACCAACUGCCAGCGCACUGUCAUUAGUGGACAAAAUAAUCCCGUCCAUUUGAACUUCCAUGGAGUCGGCGAUUGUCCAAGGAUUCGUGAUCCUGACCAAAAGAUUCUUCUGCCCAACAGUGUUCUCAAAGAAAUCGUGGUCGAAGUUGAGAAUCUGCCACAUCCGCAAGUUGGCCAUACUGGAUUCCAGUGUAUUGUCAAUAUUGAAGGUGCCAAAAUGAUGAUUAGUGCCAGAGUAGAUAAGAAUAAAUUUGUUAUCUGCGAUAAAACAAUGUACUCAUAUGAAGCAAACACAGGGGAAUACGAGGCGAGCGUGAGCAUUGUAUGGAAUCGCAACCAUCAUGUGGACACGAUCGGAGUAAUGUUGUACAAGUGCGACAUACUGGGAUCUCACCGCGAACAUCCGGACUGCUCGCUUUGUGUGACCCGCCACACCAAGUACCAGUGCACAUGGUGCAGAAACACUUGCAGCUUUACCGAGACCUGUCAACAUCAGCCCCAAAAUGAGUGCCCAAAACCUCGCAUUGACAUGAUCAAACCUCUAAGUGGGCCUGUUGAAGGAGGAACUUUGGUAACGAUCGAAGGAAGUAAUCUCGGCCUGAAAGAGGAAGACGUCAAGGGAAAAAUUCGAAUCGGAGACACUCCAUGCACUCUUGUCGAGUACGAGGUCUCUGUCAGAAUAGUUUGCAGGACGGGGGCAUCGGCCACUGAGAAGGUAGCUGCAGUCAUCAUUGGAAAUCAAGCCGGCUACACUGAGUCAUCAGUGCACUUCAGUUACAAGAACAUAGUAGUGGUUGGAGUGUCGCCGUCAGUGGGACCAAUAAGUGGGGGCACACAGGUGGCAAUCACCGGCCAAUACCUGAACAUCGGCAGUGAAGUGGCGGCUUGGCUGGACUCGGUGCCCUGUCAGGUUGAGGCCGCACAAGCAUCCAGCAGUCGCCUCACCUGUGUCACUUCUAAUGUGCCCACACCCACUGCUGUCUCCACCAUCACUCUGUCCAUUGAUGCGGCCAACCGCACUAUAACUGCACACGACAACUCUCCACCAUUCACCUACCGCCAGGACCCCACUGUGCUCGAGAUCAAGCCGCUCAAGAGCUUCGUCUCUGGCGGCCGCAUGAUCACUGUGCAUGGCACUAACCUCGACAUCAUUCACAAUCCGGAGAUGUUCGUCUAUGCCGAUUCCUACACCAUGCCCAUCAACAAAUCCGACUGCACUGUUCUGAACCCAACGCAGAUGGAAUGUCCGUCACCAAGUGUGAGCUUCGAGAAGGUAUUGAAACAGUCACCGGGCAAGAUCCAAGGCACGAGGUUGGGAUUGAAGAUUGGAUUCAUCAUGGACCAUGUUGAAGCUUUACUGGACCUAGAAAAGCAUUUCAAAAGCCUAAGGUGUCAGCUGAUCUAUUAUGAGGAUCCUGUCGUUUUUGUCUUCACUGAGAAAAUAAAAUUGUACACGGGAGAUCUACUUGUGAUUGAGGGCGACAACCUGAACGUAGCUACUGAUGAAUCGGAUAUAAAUGUGACAAUAGGUUCGGCACAAUGCAAUGUCACGUCUUUGGCUUCAACUCAGCUCGUUUGUUCACCUCCCGAUGCUCAGCCGGCUCCAUUCGACGAACUCAACAUCAACACUGAUAAUGGACUGCCUCUUGUUGUUGUAAGAAUUGGUCGCUCACUUCGUUUUCCUAUUGGAUACUUGAGAUAUGAAAUGAUGAAUGCGUACUUUUUUCCUCCGGAAGCGAUGGCUGGAAUCACGGUUGCAGUGGUCUGUCUUCUACUUGUUUUCAUAAUGGUUCUUGUACUGUAUCGUCGCAAGUCCACUCAGGCGGAGCGAGAGUACAAACGCAUUCAGAUACAAAUGGACACGUUGGAGAGCAACGUCCGCUCGGAAUGCAAGCAAGCAUUUGCUGAACUACAGACAGACAUGACUGAUUUGACUGCAGAUCUGGAAUCGUCCGGAAUCCCCACUUUGGACCACAACGAAUAUAUCCUCAAAGUAUUCUUUCCUGGCGUGCGUGAUCAUCCCAUACUCACUAACCCAAAGGUUCGAAUAAACGGGCCUCCAACAAACUAUGAUGCAGCGAUGCUGCAAUUUGAGCAACUAAUUGAUAACAAGAAUUUCGUCCUAAUUUUCAUUGAAACUCUUGAAGCCCAAAAUACUUUUAAUAUUAGAGAUAAGGUUAAUGUGGCGUCUUUAUUGAUGGUUGUUCUGAUGAGCAAAAUGGAAUAUGCAACCGAUAUACUGCGCAAUUUACUUUUAAGACUGAUUGAUAAAUCUGUAAGCACGAAACACCCGCAGCUAAUGCUAAGGCGAACGGAGUCUGUGGUGGAGAAGAUGCUCACCAACUGGAUGGCACUUUGCAUGUACAAAUACCUCAAGGAAUACGCCGGGUCGUCGCUGUUCCUGCUAUACAAGGCGAUCAAGCACCAAAUUGAGAAAGGACCUGUCGAUAUGGUCACUCACGAUGCUCGCUACUCCUUGUCUGAGGAGCGACUGCUCAGGGAGCAAAUCAAUCAUGGAGUAGUGACUAUCCGGCUAAUCCAGGAAGAUCCACGUUAUGAAAAGAUACCGUACCAAACGUAUCAGGCAGUACAAGAUGAGUUGGAUGAGAAGACCCAGUGCAAAGUAUUAGAUUGUGAUACUAUAAGCCAGGUGAAAUCAAAAAUAUUAGACGCCCUCUACAAAAAUACACCAUUUUCGUUGCGUCCUUCAAUCUAUGAUUUAGAUCUAGAAUGGCGGCAUGGAAGAGGCGGACAUCUGACAUUACAAGACGAAGAUGUGACGACCAAAUCAGUUUGUGGUUGGAAGAAACUCAACACUCUAGCUCAUUACGGAGUCAAAGAAUCAGCUGUCAUGUCUCUUAUUCCUAAACAGAAUGAUGGCUACAACACAAACUGUAAAACACUUUGUCAAAACUGCACUGGCACCUAUUUGAGCAACUCACUAUCGCCCAUCAUGGCAACGAAUGGAGACAUCGAGUCAGGCUCGAAUGUGCACGUGUACCACCUGGUCAAACCACCCGACGACCACUCCUACAAGUCGACCGAGCAUACUCACAAAGCCAUACCAGAAAUAUUCCUGACACGGCUGCUGUCGACCAAGGGCACCAUACAGAAGUUUGUUGACGAUUUCUUCACAACAAUUCUGACAGCUAAUGAAGAACUGCCACCUGCUGUCAAGUGGCUGUUCGACUUGUUCGAUGAGUCGGCGCGCAGACACAACAUUGUCGACCCAGAAGUUAUUCAUGCUUGGAAAUCAAAUAGCCUGCCGUUGCGGUUCUGGGUGAAUUUCAUCAAGAAUCCGGACUUCAUCUUCGACAUAAACAAGACAACAGAAGUGGACUCGUGCCUGUCAGUGAUAGCACAGACAUUCAUGGACGCUUGUUCGACAUCAGACCACCGUCUCGGCAAGGACUCGCCCUCUAACAAGCUGCUCUUUGCCAAGGACAUUCCACACUACCGCCAGAUGGUCAGUCGCUUCUAUUGCGACGUCGCAAUGCUGCCGCAAAUCACCGACCAGGAGCUCAGCUCUGCUAUGCAUCAGUUAUCCACUGACCACUUCCAUUCGGUCUCCGCCUUGAAGGAACUCUACAUCUACGUCAACAAGUACAGUCAACAAAUAGUGGAAUCGCUGGAAAGUGAUCCUAUCUGCCAAAAGCUGCACUUGGCCCAUAAGCUGGAGAACGUGGCUUGCACACUGGAGGGGGAAGAGACUUCGACUUGCUGACAUUGCCAGUUGCUGCCCUUAAGCCCUCAAGCCUCAAGCCCUCUGAAGCCCGACUGUGAUAUUGUUGCACAACUGUGAUUUAGUCAGCAGUGUAUGGAGAAAAUACAGCAACAUUGUUCAUAUUAUAUAUAUAUAUAUAUAUAUAUAUAUAUAUAUAUAUAUAUAUAUAUAUAUAUAUAAUAUCGGUUAUAAUGACGAUGUGAUACUAUCAUCAUCAUUAUAAUCAUUAGAAAUUAAUACGAAUGAAUUACCAUUCAAUAUUAUGUAUAAUAUUUAUUUUAUGUUGGAGCACUAUUUCCUAAUAUGAGUGCCUCGAAUAUUGAAAACUAUGGAGAAUAUUGGAACUUUUUCAAUUGUAUGAUAUAUACAUUUAAAUGAAUUACACUUUGUGUGUGUACAUAUAUUACUAAUAAUUUCGUGAGUUGGAACGUAAGGGCAUACUAUUGAUAUAUUUUUAACAAUCUCCAGUAGAAAAAACCAAUGCGAUUUUUAUUUUAACUAUCUCUAAAUUUCCUAUUGUACUAUUGAUAACAUCUUGACAUUCCAUAGUGUAGUAGUAUUCAACAGUAGUUUUAAAUUGAAACUUUAUUCCAUCCAGAUUUUAGAACUUUUCCGUAAGUUCAAAUCAACUUGAGAUGUGAUCUAUUCAGGGAUUAACAUGUUUAAUUACUUCUGUUUUCAAAACUAUUGAGCUAUGAAAAGCUAAAACUGACGUACAAUAUUGAUUUUUCCAGGAAAGAGUAUAUUCCUUAUCACCCACGCACAAGCCCAGGGCUCAUGUGGGCAUCAAAACAUCAAUCUACUGUAAAGUAAUCUCAUUGUGAUUUUAUUUUCAUAACUCAAGCAGUAGGAUUAAUUUGUUGAUUUUAGAUUGAGUAGAUAUAGUCUUUUUAUAGAAAGGAGAGACACAAAAAUAUCAUGAAGUUGCGCUUGUGUGCGUCUAAAAUAUAAAAGCUGUCAAGUUUUUUUGGACUUGUACCAGUCCACAAUGCUUUCAUUCUUACUGAAUCAUGUACUGCAAUUAUCCAGUUUAAAUCAUACCGGGAAUGACAAAUUGCAAAAGAAGAAAAAAAACGUUUCUGCCUCAAUAAUUAGCCUCAUUUUAAUGUGAUGCAUUUCCUGUGAUGUUCUCCUCUGUUGUAACUUGCGUUUCGUGUCAAAUGAAACAUAUUUUUCAUUUUCCAUAAUCCACCACAGUUCAACUGAAUCUUAUCAACUUUCAAGGAUAUCUUUAAUCCUUACCUUCCUGUAUAGCCUUGUUGAUUUGCAUUCUUUCAAGUUUGAGGCGAAUAUAUUCCCGUUUCCACGCCUGGAUUACUCAGCUUCAAAUUUUUUUCUCUAUAAAAAUAUAUCAAUAGUAAUUUAUUAUUAUUAUUCUCUGGUUUGCAGGUCCAAAUUCAAUGUACAUUUUUGUGAGCAAAAAUUGAUAAUUUCAGAAAAAAAAUUCAAGAGUAACAUGUGUAGCGUUUUUGUAUAUUUUCUUAGCCAUUUUAUCUAUUUCGUGAAGUAAUAAUUGAAGAAAAUGUGCCAAGGAUAAUGUUGUAAUUGUUAUCAUAACGUAAUUUCAAUUUUUAAAUGGCUCUUGUGUAAAAUGGAUACAUUUUACCUCUUUGAAACUACCUUUACAGUAGCUUUUAGUUCACGAACUGAUUUUAACUAUUGUGUAAGUUUUACAACAUUUUAAUAGCAUUUAGAAGUUUUUUUUAUGUACUUAAAAAUCAAUGCAACAGGUGUAUAAUCUCGAAAAAAAUUGAGUCCUACUUUGAAUUGUUGCUAUAAAUUUCUUGAGCACCUUUAAUACGUACAGUACAGUACCUUUUGGCUGAUAUAAUGUGUGAAAUUAUGAAUCUCUGAUCACAUAUGUAAGGAACCGAUUUUUUAUUUGGUGCUAAUAAAUCACAUAGGAAAACCUAAUCCUCAACGGAAUUCCAUGGGAAUCCCUUGUUCAUACCGGCGAUUGAAUUUCAUUGACUGGGAUGAAUCAGAAUUAGAACUAGCAGGUCAAAUUAAAUUGAAUUACAAUCAAAUUAUCAAAUUAAGUAUUAUAUUCAUAAGUAAUAUUCAAAUAGAGUGUACUAUAAUUUCAUACAAUAGAAAAGUAUAUUUUAUGACGAGAAAUGUAAAAUACAUCAUGAUAUAAUAUUGUCAUCAUCAAGUAGCCUAUCACUCGUGAACUAAGUAAUCAAUUACAUCUUUCAUUUUCCAUUUCAAAUCUAAGCUUGUGAUUCUAUUAUAGUUCUUACAAGUUAGUAAGACACAUUAACUCGUAUUGAAUUAAUAGACCACCAAUUGAUCCAAUUUCAAUUUUACAACUAUAGAAUGCCUAUAAUAAUGCGCAAUCAAACUCAUAGUAUACUAUUUUUGCGCUUUAGAAAAUGUUAUGGUUUUAAUAAGUAUCAAGUUGUACAUCGAAUAGGUUUAUUGGCAUCAAGGCAGACAUUCCUUCGGACAUAAAUAACUUUACCUCCGAAUUCAAUUAACAGUUUUAGUGAAGCAUUCCCUCCAGGCUGGUGCGCUUAUAGAAGGUUCUAACUAUUCAAAAAGACUUUGUUUGUAUUGGAUUUUUUUAACAUAAUUAUUUCAAUAAAAGCAAGUAGUAUGUAUUCGAAAUUAGUACUCUAUUAUAAAUUACAGUCAACUUAUUUCGUUAGUGUUGGGAUAAUUGAGAAUCUCUCAUUGGAAAGACUCAAGAUAAAUAUUAUGUUUGAUGUCUAUCACUGAUAGUAAAAUUAAGAUUUUUUACCUCUAUCGAAUCUCGUAGAUACUUUGUAUAGUUCAUUGUAUUUAUACUAUUCAUUCAUUCAGAUCAAUUUAUUACUCGAUGACGAAAUAAUUUAGAACAUUGAUGUGCUUUAUAACAGUUGUCAGUGGUACUUAGCAUUUUAUAUUGAGCUUUAUCCUCACAAGUACCAGUGAAGUUUGUUUUUUAUAUAAACAUUUAAUUGUGCUAAGUAAACCUAGCUCUAGUACAAAGUGUAGAACAAAGUUUAAAGAAGAUGGAACUGAAGCAGCCGUCUUAAAUUUUUAUUCUGCUUUUUCAAGUGUGUAAUACAGUUUAUAAUUGAUACAUUGUUUUGGUUAUUCUAUUGACGCAUAUUGUUAGGGGAAUUCUGUUUGAUUCCCAUCCAACAUUAUAAAUGAACCAUAAUUGGUUCAUAAAUCUAUUUCAUAGUCUGACUGAUUACAAUAUAGGAGAUAGGGAGAUAUAGUUUAUAAAUGUAUAGUUUGAAUGAUUUCUUACGAGAAUCAUAAUAUUUUUUUGUUCGAAGUAGUCGUCAAAUUAAUUUAAUCUGCUACUCAAAGUCACUGAUUUCACAUCAAGUGCCAUGUAGUACUACAUCUAAACUAGUAAUUUAUUAUGUACACUUUCUCUUCUCUCUCUCUCUCUCUCCUUGCUAUUAAUUGAUCUUAUCUCUAUUAAUAAUACCUCAAUUGAAUUAGUUUACAAUUACUAGAAUGUUUAAUAGGCCUAGCGACUUUUUUAAUAUUUUACUGUAGACGGCUGGCUUUCUUUUCUCUAUUAAAAAAAAUGCUGAAAUUGACAGCAAGCAGUAAAUUUUCUUGAAAAUUCGAUACGUUUUGUUUAAAUUUUGUAACUAUACAAUGUAUAUCAAGAACGUUUUAUGCUUUAACUAAUUUUAUAUAUAGUGUUUAUCUUCUUUUACGCUUACUAUAGUUCUUGAAAGUUUGACAUUUUUUUGUUGAAUGGUUUUUAGUUCUAUUGUAGUAUAAUACAAUUUAAUUAUUUGUUAAUGCGAUGACUUAGGUUUUCAGAUGCCCAGGCAUGACAAAUGACGAGUUCUAAGGACAUGUAUGCUAUUAUUUGUAUUUGUCAUGGCUUGGGUUCCUUUAUGAUUUGCAUCACUUGUGGUUGGAGACGUUUAGAAAUUUGGAAAACUCUGAUUUUUUGUAUAUUAAUUCAUAUAUAGUUAUUUAGACGUAUUGAUUGAUGUGUGAUUCAACUUGAAAUUGUAAAAAUAGUCUUUUCUGUUCUUUUUAGAUAUUUCAUUUUACAUAAUGUUACAUUUUAUAAAUGCAGAUAUUAGAAGAGUCGCAUAACAAUAUUGAUAUAAAUGAAUUGUUUUGUAUAAA